CCGACUCUCAAAUAUUGCUCGUCACUUUGCGAAUGUCCGUCUGAAUUUUUGUGUCCUGACUCUUGAGUACCUAGCUUAUGACUCUUACUUAUCAAGAUUUAUCCAGAUCAUAAUCAUCCAACCGUUCUCUGAUCCUGCCUCCUCCACUCUCUCGUUCAUCUCUGUGCCACAAUCAUCAUCUCAUCUGUCAACUGUUGCGACAAACCUUUUUUUUAUCGUCAUCUCACCAUCAACCUGCCCCUUGCGCAAUAUACACAGCGCUCCUUAAAUAUUCCACCGAGACCGUGUCUUAUCUUCGCCUCUGAUUAGGCCGGUCUGGCAAUCACUCUUAUCAGUCAAUUCGUCAGCUGUUCGUCCACGAAUUUGCAACCAUGGACCCCUCACCAUCUCGCGAGCUCAAGGACACCCGCGCAACCAGCUCAACUAGUCUUAACAGUGCUGCCUCGGGUUCUUCAUCGUCUCAGAAGCCACCUACUCUUUCCCAGCGAUCUCCUUCAGUUUCUAUAUCCGCCGGUUCUGGGCCAAGCUCCAUUUCCGCCCAUCGCCAGAGCUUCGCCGAGAACCUGCGAAAUGCGCCAUCUUCACCACGAUCCCAGCGACAUCCUUCUUUCACACAGGCUGCUCUCCAGGAGCUUCUGAGCCAUCCUCCAGCCGGGAACAAGCACGCAAACCCCAAAUUUGCUGGCCGCGAUUGGCGAGAUGUAUCUAUUGGAGAGCUUGUGUCUCCAGACGACAUAAAGUGGGUGGAGUUUGACACUAGCGUCGAGGAAGCUACCAAGGCACUUCUUAAAAGCCACACAAAUGUUGUGCUGGUGCGCGAGGAUGCUUCUACUCAUACCGCCGUCUCCACAUUCGAUUACACCGACUUGAACGUAUACUUGCUUGUCGUUGUCGGCUUGGCCAAGCCAGAGGACGAUCAAGUUGAACUUUUCAACUCGAUCUUGGCCAAAGCUCAGGAAGGUGGCCAGAUUCCUUUACGAGAUGUUUUUCCCUUGUUCCGUAAGGAAUCCCUUGUUGCGUUACCCAGCGAAGAGAAGCUUGCCCAAGCCAUUCAGAUUCUAGGUAGUGGCAUUCACCGUCUCAUGGUGACAGCCACUAGUGGCGAAGUCGUUGGCAUUGCAAGCCAACUUCGAAUUGUUGAGUUCUUCUGGAAUGAGGGCGUCAAUUUCCCCUCUAUCGAUCGGCUGUACCCUGCUAUGCUUCGUGAUUUAGGUGUAGGCACCAAGGACAUCGUCUCUGUCAACUCUGAUGCACCAUUGUCAGAAGCCCUUACACUUAUGCACAAUGAAGGCCUCACAAGUGUGGCUGUUGUUGAUAAUGGCCUGAAUGUUGUUGGCAAUAUUUCGACCAAAGAUGUUCGGCACUUGACCAAGAGUUCCAACGCUCACCUGCUCAACUCAUCGUGCAUGAAUUUCAUCUCGGUGAUUCUUAACGAGCGAGGAGUCGAACAUGGGCGCGACGCUUUCCCCGUGUUCUACGUCAACCCGUACUCGACGCUAGCCCAUACUGUCGCCAAGCUUGUCGCGACUCGAUCGCACAGGAUGUGGGUAGUCGAGUCGGCAUCACCAUCGCCUUCGGCUCCUGCUACUCCCCUAAUGGGGCCUCAAUCUUUUACGACCCCGACGCAUCCACCUCCGGCUACGCUUGCAUCAACAUCCACUCAUGCUGCACCUCCAUCACCUGUGCCUACUGCUGCCGUGCCAGCGUCACCAGUCCCUACUGCUGCUGUACCAGCAUCUGCCAUGGCAGGUGCUCGUCUGUCGGGCAGACUCACCGGUGUCAUCUCACUGACCGACGUCCUGAACAUGUUUGCAAAGUCAACGGGCCUACACCCUGCUGAUCCAAACGAGGAGCGGGCGCGGCGAAGGCGAAGCUCAAGCAGCUCAGUGCGGCCCAGCAUCGACUCACACCGAGCAAGUAUUGACUUCCGGCGAUGAUAAAAACGCAGCAUGGCAAAAACAUAAUCCGUUGCGUAGUCUUCGCCGAACGAUGUCUGCGGUCAGCGACAAGUCAUUAGUCACGGAUGGAGAGAUGAUGAGACAUGGGUCGAACUUGAUGCUCAUUCAUAUAAAAAUGGCAAAGACUCGGUCUGUAAAUGGAUUAUGCCUAAGAGUGCAGGCCUUCUUAUAUGGAGUAUGGCCGGGUUAUAAUUAUAGUUACGUUUUCCACAUAUUGACAUUGUCCCUGUUCACAAUAUUGCGCCGUUGAGCAGAGAGGGAGAGGCUUUCAGUGGCAGAUAUUUGGGUGAUAGGUUACACAUGAACUUUGGCAGCAUCCAUGGUAUGGCAAGUCGGGAUGAAUUCUGACAAAUCUCCGCUCCA
Messenger RNA from Fusarium graminearum PH-1, 2321 nucleotides. RefSeq lists its product as uncharacterized. The transcript is spliced from 3 exons. The record is from RefSeq and is a predicted model, not a curated record. Gene Ontology annotation, molecular function: protein serine/threonine phosphatase inhibitor activity. Lineage: Eukaryota; Fungi; Ascomycota; Sordariomycetes; Hypocreales; Nectriaceae. Gene Ontology annotation, biological process: cellular response to glucose starvation; regulation of mitotic metaphase/anaphase transition. Bases 372 to 1937 code for a protein of 521 amino acids.